Harpegnathos saltator (Jerdon's jumping ant) is the source of this 1909-nucleotide messenger RNA. It is a transcript of the gene Rab10, whose product is annotated as RAS oncogene family member Rab10. The record is from RefSeq and is a predicted model, not a curated record. Lineage: Eukaryota; Metazoa; Arthropoda; Insecta; Hymenoptera; Formicidae. Gene Ontology annotation, molecular function: GTP binding; GTPase activity. The transcript is spliced from 5 exons. Bases 397 to 999 code for a protein of 200 amino acids.
CGUCGCGCCGUCUUUUAAUAGUCCGCGACCGGUUGGCUCGUGCAGCGCGUACGUACAGCAUACAGCGGCACAAGACAACGCAUCGCAUCGCGCGCGAUCCAACACUACGCGACAUCGCACGACACACGUACGUACCGUACGUACGUACGUAAGUCGCAACUCGCCGGGAGACGCGCCCUCGUUCGACCUUGAGCCUAUAACCGGUAACGCGCAACGUUCGAUGUACGGAGCAUCGGCGCACGGAGAAUCGCUGCUGAUCGCCGCAACGAGCCCACCACCGCGACAAGCCGCCCGGCCGCGCUCCUCUUGCCCGCUCCUAGCGCUGUUUACCACCUCGUCGGCGGCGCCUCAUCCUCCUCCACCUCUUCUUCGACACGGGACGGCCACCACGGCGAAAUGGCGAAGAAGACGUACGACUUGCUGUUCAAGCUGCUGCUCAUCGGCGACUCCGGCGUUGGCAAGACCUGCAUACUAUUCCGCUUCUCGGACGAGGCCUUCUCCACCACGUUCAUUUCUACGAUAGGUAUCGACUUCAAAAUCAAGACAGUGGAAUUAAGAGGAAAGAAAAUCAAAUUACAAAUAUGGGAUACAGCAGGGCAGGAAAGAUUUCACACUAUCACAACAUCAUAUUACAGAGGAGCUAUGGGCAUUAUGCUUGUCUAUGACAUCACUAAUGAGAAAACAUUUGAAAAUAUUGUGAAAUGGUUGAGGAAUAUCGACGAGCACGCGAAUGAAGAUGUGGAAAAAAUGAUAUUAGGAAAUAAAAGUGACAUGGAAGAUAAGCGUGUUGUUAGCACUGAAAAGGGAGAGGCGAUAGCCAGAGAGCACGGCAUUAGAUUUAUGGAGACUUCCGCGAAGGCAAACAUCAACAUUGAUCAAGCAUUUAGCGAGUUAGCGGAAGCGAUAUUGGACAAAACACACGGCAAAGAGCCACAAGACGCGCCUGACAGAGUGACGGUUGAUCGAAGGGUAGAGCGAAAUUCGAAUCGGUGCUGCUAAUUUUAUAUAUUAUUUAUUUUAACGGCGCAUAAACGAACUAUAUAUCAGCUCGUGCCACUUGGAAUAGAGUCCUUGAUAGAUUUAGAGCGUAAUUCAAAGCAUAAUAACAUAAUUAAACACGUCACGACACUGCCUCUGAUCAAGUUAUAAUCCAGUCUCACGCGUAUCUGCUGCGUCAAAAGUACAUUUUUCUAUGCUGCAAUUGAGAGAGAAAAAUGUGGAAUUGUUAUAUUAAAAAAAAAAAAAAGAAGAAAAAGGGGGCAAGAAAAUUAUAUAACACAUUGGAAAUAACAUCCGAAAGUUACGUUCUCAACUAAUGUCUGCGUAAAUGUCAGGAAGAAAAGUUCAUAAAAAUACGGGCGCUGUUCCAUGCAUAUAUGUAAUUGUAUCUAUAAUUAUAUCUGUGGUAUAUAAACGAACUCGAGAUUUUCUUAACGUAUGCAAGAUGUUUCCUACUUAAAUAAUCAAACUGUAUUGUUAUAUUGUACGCAGAUAGAGAUAGAGGACAUAAAAUUCUGUUAUUCAAUGUUUUCUUUUUCUAUCAGACAACCGACAAUUUGAAGUGAAAAAUCAAAUAUCGCUUUCUUCGUGUUGCCUUGACUUUUGAAUAAAGCAUUUUUUAUAUGGAUUAUGUAACAUUUUUCCUUAUUUCUACCUAUAGAAUAAAUUUGUACAGUUUGAUCGUUAAAUCGGAAAGACAACUUGUAUAUGCGGGUGGAUAAAGGUAACACUACGAGUUCUACCGAUCGAGUUCUGGACCUUCACGUUUCACGCAUAACACCAUACUUGCAUUGUUGCACGAACAAAGACAAUUAGGAGAACAUAUUGUUUGUUAUGAGGCUGCAAUUUGUUACCAAGUUGAGUGGUGUGUGUAUAUGAGUGUCGGCUUCUGAUCUUGAAAAAAAAAAAA